Harmonia axyridis is the source of this 1537-nucleotide messenger RNA. It is a transcript of the gene CSN3, whose product is annotated as COP9 signalosome complex subunit 3. The record is from RefSeq and is a predicted model, not a curated record. The transcript has a single exon. NCBI's taxonomy places the organism in Eukaryota, Metazoa, Arthropoda, Insecta, Coleoptera, Coccinellidae. The coding region runs from base 135 to 1427 and encodes 430 amino acids. Gene Ontology annotation, biological process: ubiquitin-dependent protein catabolic process. Gene Ontology annotation, cellular component: COP9 signalosome.
UGUGUUUGUCAAAAGUUAUUACUUGUCAAAAGAUGUUUGCACAUUGAUAUUUAAUGUAUUUAUUAUUGUAAAGUAAUUUCUGGUUAAUAUAUAUCUUGAAGAGAAAAUUCCAAAAAAUCUGAGUGACAUACAUCAUGACGUCUUCAAUAAUGGAUCACUUUAUGAAUUCAGUUAAAGCGCACAUUACAAAUGGAUCUAUCAGAGAAUUGGCUGAAUAUUUAUCCAAAUCGGAAGAAUUAAUACAAAAAAAUGUUAAUCAAGUGGACACCAUCUUAGCUGCUCUUGAUUUCCAACAAUAUACCUUACCAGUGCUUUAUCUUCUCUUCGCAAAAUAUGAAUAUGUUACACCAAUAACUGAAACCACUGCAUUGACACAAACAUUGGAAUUUAUUAAUAGUUGUAAUGGAGAACAUAUCCGUUUAGUUCCUGGUAUGUUUGUUGAUUUGUGCCAUUACUUCACCAAGUAUUUAAUUUCAACCAAACAACCUAUGUUAGGAAUUACGGUAUUACGUAAAGCAAUCUUCAAAUUACGUUUAAAUGAUUCUCAGUUGACAUCUAUACAUGCUGAUAUUUGCCAACUAUGCUUAUUAGCUAAAUGUAUGAAACCUGCACUGGAUUUUUUGGAUAUUGAUAUUACUAAUAUAUGUGUAGAAGUUUCUGGUUCAACAGGAGGACACAUUUUUGAUGCCAAAUAUUUCCUCUUAUAUUACUACUAUGGUGGUAUGAUCUAUUUGUCUUUAAAAAAUCUGGAUAGAGCUUUAUAUUUCUUUGAGGUAGCUAUAACUACUCCUGCACAUGCAGUUUCUCAUAUCAUGUUGGAAUCUUAUAAGAAGUACAUACUAGUUUCUUUGUUACUUUAUGGGAGGGAACAACCUAUCCCUAAGUAUGCUUCUCAUGUAGUAAGUAGGUUUAUGAAGCCAUUGUCUCAGGCCUAUAGUUCCCUUGCAGCUGCAUUUGAAAUGAAUAGCAAUUCAGAAUUGCAAAAUAUAAUCUCUAAAAAUUCAGAUAUAUUUACAAGAGAUAAUAAUAUGGGACUUGUUAAACAAGUAAAGCAAAUGAUGCAUAAGAAAAAUAUUCAGAGACUAACUAAAACAUUUUUGACUUUGAGCUUGUUUGAUGUAGCAAACCGAGUUGGUUUAUCUGGUGUUCAAGAAGCUGAACAAUAUGUCUUACAAAUGAUUGAAGAAAAACAAAUUUAUGCUACAAUAAAUCAAAAAGAUGGUAUGGUAAUUUUCUUAGAUGAACCCGAAAGGCACUGUGGACCAGAAGUACUGAAAGAAUUAGAAGAGGAAUUAGCAGUUUGUAUGGAAUUAAAUAAACAGAUUCUGAGUAUGGAUAGUGAAAUACAAGUAAAUCCUCAAUAUGUUAGAAAAGCAACUGGGGUACAAGAUGAAGAUCAACCAAGCAAGAGUACCUAUGCAAUGUGAUAAACUAUUCUUUGAAUUUAGAGUGAUUUAGUUAACAAUCACCAUGUUUUUGUCAAUUUUGUUGCUUUAUAUUGUGUACUGAAAGUGAAAAAUAAAUUUCUUAUUAUCAA